UCAAUCCAAGUCAGAAGUCUAGACUCUAGUGUCCGUGAGUACGGAUGCUACAUAACAUAUUAACUAAAUUGUUACUUGUAACUUGUUAAAAUGUUAUUAGUUGACACUUACGCUUAGUAUACAUACUCAGUAUUACUGAUUGCGUUUUAUUAUGUAUAUAGGAUUAUUUCUGGCGUUUAUUUUUGUAUUAAACAUUAUCAAAUGUAACGAGUAUCUACUUUCUAACGUAACAAUUUGGGGUCCUGGUUUGAAUCCUGAUGUAAUUUUACCAGCUCGAUAUUUUUAUGUUCAAUGCAACCAAUUAAGAUUUAAUGCCAACGACUUUAAAGUAGUAAUAAGUGGUAAAACUAAAAAUGGUAACAAUUGUCGUAUUUGGACAAACAUUUUGGAUCGAAAAGACACAUCAUUCAUAGUUCGUUACAAAUUGUAUGAAGUUUGUUAUGAUUUGAAUAUAUACAUUCAAUGUAUUCAAACAAAUGAAAAACUUGCCAAUUAUUUCUACAAAGGGCCAAUAUACCCAGAUGAAUGUGAUUGUUCGCGAGUGCCAAUUGACACUUGGCUAUCAAAUGCCCAAUGCAGAACAAAUAUUGAUCAAAUCAACAAUGAUCUCAGUCAGUUUAAGGAAAUAGAUUUUAACAAUAUACUAGAUAGAAUGGUGUCGUUUUUCAAUAAAAACCCUUAUAGUAUGAGUAUCUGUCAAUAUGUUAUAAAAAAUAAUUUGAUAUUUAGGAAAUGUUAUGGCGAAUAUACAGGCUUUAAAAUGUUCAUGGAUAACUUAUUACUUUCAUUAAGUCGAAAGGUUGACCUACCAGAUUUAGAAUUCUUUGUGAAUCUGGGUGACUGGCCAUUAUCUACUAGCAAAAACAAAUUUCCAAUAUUUUCGUGGUGCGGAUCAAAAUCUACAAGUGAUAUUGUAAUGCCCACCUAUGAUAUUACAGAAUCUUCACUAGAAAAUAUGGGAAGAGUAAGCUUAGAUAUGUUGUCGGUUCAAAGCAACAUUGAUAAACAAUGGUCAGAAAAAAUUCCAAAGGCAUUUUGGAUGGGUCGAGACUCUAGCAAACAGCGAUUAAGUUUGAUUGAAAUUAGUAAACAACAUCCCGACCUGAUCAAUGCUUCAAUAACAAAUUUUUUUUUCUAUAAAGAUUUGAAAGAAAAGUACGGCCCUGGCAAAAAGCCCAUAUCUUUCUUUGCAUUUUUUGAUUAUAAAUAUCAGUUAAACCUUGAUGGGACUGUUGCAGCAUAUAGAUUCCCAUAUUUGUUAGCUGGUAAUUCUUUAGUUUUAAAACAGGAAUCUGAAUAUUAUGAGCAUUUUUAUAACGAACUAGAACCUUGGGUUCAUUUUGUUCCUGUGAAAAGAAAUUUAGAAAAUCUAGUCGACCUAAUUAAACAAAUGGCUGCUGAUGACACAAAAGCAAAAGAAAUAUCAAGAAAUGGACAAAACUAUGCUAGAAAUAAUCUAACACCUCAAAACAUAUUGUGUUAUUACAUGCUGCUGCUACAAAAUUAUGGAAAAUUGCUUACAUCAAGAGUAGAAGUACGAGAUGAUAUGGAAGCUGUAACGAGUCCAAAAAUCAACAGCAAAGUUGUAUGUGAAUGUGAAAAUUCAGAGAAUCAGAUCAAAACAAAUUUAAAAACAGAGUUGUAAAAAUAAUUACCAAUGUUAAAAGUUGCAAGUAGUUAAGUGUAGUUAAUUAUAUUCUUGCCCAACAUUACACUAUUUAUGUGACCUUAUUGGUAUUAUAAAUGAACUAAUAUUUUUCUAAUAAA
Adelges cooleyi (spruce gall adelgid) is the source of this 1767-nucleotide messenger RNA. Its product is annotated as protein O-glucosyltransferase 2-like. Gene Ontology annotation, cellular component: endomembrane system. NCBI's taxonomy places the organism in Eukaryota, Metazoa, Arthropoda, Insecta, Hemiptera, Adelgidae. The record is from RefSeq and is a predicted model, not a curated record. Gene Ontology annotation, molecular function: glucosyltransferase activity. The coding region runs from base 152 to 1645 and encodes 497 amino acids. The transcript has 8 exons.